AUGUCCAUCAUUUUCGUCGCUUUACUCCUCACUCUCGCCAAGUACUCGGCCGGACAGUCCGUUAAUUUCACAGAUUGUGGGACGGGUAAUGUGAAAGAUGUUCGUAUAAUUCCCUGCUCUGGAAACCCAUGUGUUCUCAAACUGGGAACUAAUGUGACGGUUGAGGCAGACUUUGUUUCUCCUCUAAACACAAACAAAUUAUCCGAAGUAAUCAAAGGUGUGAUUAGAGGCAGAGAACUACCAUUUCCCGAGCAAAGAGCUGAUCCUUGCAGUUCUGGUAACAUAAUACCAGACUGUCCACUGAAAAAAGGAAACAGCUAUCAAUUCAAGGCAGCCUUCGAAGUCAAGCCUUUCUACCCACCGAUUUCAAUUAAAGUCAAGUACAGUCUGACUGAUCCCACCGGACAGAGUGUGGUCUGUGUUCAAGUGUCGGCCAAAAUCGUAGACCCGGACGGACCUAAGACCACAAACCAAAGACCCAGAAGUUCGCGACCAAAAUCUCGGUCUAAUAAACCCAAAAAUAAUAACUAA
Messenger RNA from Oppiella nova, 531 nucleotides. Lineage: Eukaryota; Metazoa; Arthropoda; Arachnida; Sarcoptiformes; Oppiidae. The record is from the annotation of a GenBank genome assembly.